GAGGAGAGAUCGCUCAGCUCUGAUUGGUGAUGCCUUGGUACGACAAAGGGCCGCCUCUUCCCCCUUUCAGAUCUGUGUACAUGUUUGUGAUUUGGUGAGAGACACAGCUGCACGACCCCGUCCUCAUCGGCCCUGGGAUUAUCUCAGAAAACAAAAUGACGACGGACUGCCUGUUCACGCUGGAAAGCGAGAUCGAGUCGUGCAUGGAGGCGCUGCUGCGGGCGAUCGUGUCCGAAGUGGCGGACAUUUUCCGAAGCGGCGUGUCUGCCUCGGAGGACCCGUUUCGAGGCCAGCUCCGCCGGAGCUCGGGGAUGCUGGUGAGGCGGGUGGUGUUCACCCUGACCAAGUUUCUCCGGGGCAGCUUCGGGGAUGAGAUCGCGCAGAUGAAGCGGGAGAUCGAGACCCUGAGGGGGAGGCUGCAGGUCUGGGGGCAGCAGGCGGCGGGGUCGGGGGGAGACCGAGACCGGGGGCAGACGGAUCGCCUCGGACACACGCCUCCCGGCGAGGUGAUCGUGGAAGUCAAGGAAGAAACGGACCCGGAGCUGGAGCUGUCGGGUGCCGGGUGGUCGGAGGUCGGGGCUCUCGCUGACGCUGGGGAAGGGGCUCCUCUUGAACAGCAGUGCAGCGAGGAGGAGGAGGAGGAGGAGUGGGGGUCCGUCUGUAUGCAGGAGACAGAGCUCCUGGCUGCCGAGAGGAAGGAGCAACUCGGGGAGCAGCACAGAAGCAGGGUGGAAGAUCUUGGCGGACCGGAGUAUCGCCCUUCCGAGCAAAGACCCGAGAGCGUGGCUCGCUACCGUCAGGCGAUUGGGGAUCGGGAUGCUCCAAACAGGCAGGGCGCCGGCGAUAUUCCACGAAGCGGCGGCGGAGCGGAGUCCGUCUCUGUCCGAGGACAGAAAGAAGAGGGGCGGGGCGACCUGGACGCCGCGCGGCCCGCGGGACAGGCCGCCGAGGACCUGAGGGCGUCUGAUCAGGGGAGCUACACAGUGAGGGACCUUCAGGGAAACACUAUUGCCACUGUGGGAGCUCACAGAGACACUGUCACCCUGCAGCCUGGAGCCUCUCUGUCUGUCCCUCUGUUCACUGGAGAGCCAGUGGAGGUGCUGUUUGACCCUGCAGGAGGUGGAAACUGGACCUCAGUGUGUUCUGUCCAGAACAGCACAGCCCGCUGUGUCCCCCAGUACACAGACAGAGUGUCGGUGCAGAACAGCUCUCUGACACUGUAUUCCCUCACUCCAGCUGAUCAGAGGAGCUACAGAGUGAGGGACCUUCAGGGAAACACUAUCAGCACUGUGAUCGUCACUGUGGGAGUCUGA
This is a messenger RNA of Lepisosteus oculatus (spotted gar), 1313 nucleotides long. Lineage: Eukaryota; Metazoa; Chordata; Actinopteri; Semionotiformes; Lepisosteidae. The record is from RefSeq and is a predicted model, not a curated record.